Molecule: messenger RNA, 1546 nt
Organism: Aspergillus brunneoviolaceus CBS 621.78
Lineage: Eukaryota; Fungi; Ascomycota; Eurotiomycetes; Eurotiales; Aspergillaceae
Product: polyubiquitin-binding protein UFD1
Exons: 3
Coding region: 192-1298 (368 amino acids)
Cellular component (GO): VCP-NPL4-UFD1 AAA ATPase complex
Molecular function (GO): polyubiquitin modification-dependent protein binding
Source: RefSeq, a predicted model, not a curated record
CGUACCUGAACUCCCGUCACUCUCUACAACUGCUCGAGCUCUGUUUGCUACACCUCAGUACUUCUUGACAUCUCUUCCCUGGCUUGUCGCCUUCGGCCAUACCAUACAUCACAAGCCGCUAUUGAGUCUUAUUCCCAACACUCAUAUCUCUUCCAGCUUCCAAUCAUCUCCUUAGCUAGCUCCCGUUGGUCAUGUUUCAGUCCGGUUACUGGGAGGACGAUCCGAUGGAGGGGGUGCUUGGCUCCAGUAUGCUUCGUCGUGGAGGAGCAGCCCGCCGUUUCGAUGAAUAUUACCGAUGCUACCCUGUUGCGAUGAUGCCUGGUCCAGAGAGAGAAAAUGUCAACCACGGCGGCAAGGUCAUCAUGCCGCCUAGCGCUUUGGACAAGCUGACGCGUCUGCAUAUCACAUACCCCAUGUUGUUUGAGCUUCACAAUGGUGCCAGGGAAAGAAUGACCCAUGCGGGUGUCUUGGAAUUCAUUGCGGAGGAGGGGAAGAUCUACCUGCCAUUCUGGUUGAUGCAAACACUUCUUCUGGAGCCUGGCGAUCUAGUUCAGAUCAAAUCCACCGACCUAUCACCGGGCCAGUUCAUCAAGCUACAGGCUCAGUCAACCAGUUUCCUCGACAUCAGUGACCCCAAGGCCGUGCUGGAGAAUGCCUUCCGAAACUUCUCUUGCCUUACCAAGGGUGACGUCUUCACAUUCGCCUACAACGACCAGGUCUACGAGAUGGCUGUCUUAGAAACCAAGCCUUCUGGCCAGAGCAACGCUAUCUCAGUCCUCGAGACCGAUCUUGAAGUCGACUUUGCGCCUCCGGUGGGCUACGAGGAGCCGCAACGUCCCAGUGGAACCAGUACGCCUCGCAGCGGAGUGAGCGGCAAGUUGCCGUCCGGUGGCUUGCUACAUCCCCAUGGCACCAUGGCACAGUCAAUCAAUUAUGCUGCCAUCGCACCCGAGUCAACCGACGCCGCUGCCGGAGCAAGGGCUGUGUCGUCAAACUUCCUUGUCGGUGGACAGCGUUUGAACGCUAAGAAAGGUAGUAAAACCCCCACUCCCAAACCAUCUACUCCCACACCCGGUGCUACCAACCCUCAGCAUCCUCCUCCGGUCAGGAGAACCAACGGGCCGCAGCCGCUUCGACUGCCCCCGAAUCAGCUUUUCUUUGGAUACGCAAUCAAGCCUGUGAAGAAGCGCGAUGAGACCGGGCAGGUUGUUGAAGGAGACAAGCCCCGAUUCCAAGGAUCCGGGCAAACGUUGAGAGGAAAGAAGAAGGACGCCAGUGGCUCUGCUACGCCUACCUAGUCGAGAACAGCGAGCAAUUCGAAACGGUGCAACGCAGGUCCGGCAAUGUCUUACGGGCGCAUUGAGACCCAAGCCCUUGUACAAGCCCUAGGUUCGGUACAUUCCUGGGGUUGAAUGACAAACUCAUGAGUGAUAGACUGAGACACGGGACAAAAGCAGGACGAAAUUAGAGCAUAGCGAGGACUGGCGUUUGAUAGGUUUAGCUUUAGGUACCAAUUCUGAUCGGGAGGUUUUCCUCGUGUUAUUCG